Molecule: messenger RNA, 2175 nt
Organism: Dipodomys ordii (Ord's kangaroo rat)
Lineage: Eukaryota; Metazoa; Chordata; Mammalia; Rodentia; Heteromyidae
Product: disintegrin and metalloproteinase domain-containing protein 25-like
Exons: 1
Coding region: 1-2175 (724 amino acids)
Biological process (GO): male gonad development; proteolysis
Cellular component (GO): external side of plasma membrane; sperm head plasma membrane; plasma membrane
Molecular function (GO): metalloendopeptidase activity
Source: RefSeq, a predicted model, not a curated record
AUGGCUGAGUUGGAGACCUUGCUGAAUAUGAAGACUGCUUCCCUGCAGCUCUGGUUUGCCUUGUCACUUGUCCUCUAUGGUUGGCCCCAGAUUGGACAGGCUCAGUAUCAAAGCCCCCCAGAGGUGACGAUACCCUUGAAAGUAAGCGGCAUGAAGAGUUCAGGCUGGCUCUCCUAUAUCCUGUACUUUGGGGGACAGAGACACAUUAUCCACUUGAAGACCAAGAAGCUUGUACUAUCCAGACAUUUCUCUGUGUUCACCUACACCGAGCAAGGAGCUCUCCUUGAGGAACAGCCAUUUGUUCAGGAGGACUGCUUUUACCAGGGGUAUGUGGAAGGGGACCCAGAUUCCAUGGUGGUUCUUAACACCUGUUUUGGUGGCUUUCAGGGAAUACUACAAAUAAAUGGUAUGUCUUAUGAAAUCAAGCCCAAGAUCCCUUCUGCCACAUUUGAACAUCUGGUUUAUAAGAGAGAGAGGGAUGAGUUACAUUCCCCAGCUAUGAGAUGUGCAUUAACAGAUGAAGAAAUAACACAAAGAUUGCAGUUGCAAGAGAGUGAUGAUUCCAUGAUGAGAAAGAGUGACUCUGAAGGCUGGUGGACCCACAAGUAUUUCAUAAAAGUUGCAUUGUGUGUAGACAAUGGUUAUUUCUUAUAUCGGGAAAGUAAUACCUCAGAGGUGAUAGGGGAUGUGUUUAUCAUCAUGAAUGAAGCAAAUUCCAUUUUUUCAGCAGCAGGUGUUGACCUUUCCUUGGUUGGACUUUAUAUCUGGACUAUGAGGAAUCGUAUAACUAUUAGGAAUAUACAUACCACCCUCACAGAGUUUUGUCAUUUUCAGAUCUAUGAAUUGAAUCUACUUGUGGAAAGUGACACUGCACAUCUUUUGACGAUAACCGAUUUUGCUUUGUAUAAGGGUAAAGCAGAAGCUGCAUCUCUAUGUUCUCUUACGUCUUGUGGAGUAGAACAAAUCUUUAAAAACGAUUUUCUUGCAACUGCACAAACAUUGGUACACAUGAUCUGUCAUACUAUGGGUAUGGAGCAUGAUACAGUUGGCUGUAGUUGUGGAGAGGCAGAUUGCCUAAUGUCUGCAAGCAGAGGAAACUCCACACAUUUUAGCGACUGCAGUUAUGAUUUCAUUACAAAUUUUUUUUUAUUCAAUAGGUGUGGACGAUUUCCACCACCACCAUCAAAAAUAUAUCAUCUUACGUUCUGUGGAAAUCAAGUGGUUGACCAGGGAGAGGAGUGUGACUGUGGAUCCAUAAAAUUGUGUGAUGAAGACCCAUGUUGUCUGGCAAACUGCUCUCUGAAAAUUGGGGCCAAAUGUGCUACUGCACUCUGUUGCCAAGAUUGUCGCUUCAGGCCUGCAGGCACUUUGUGCAGAGAACCGAUCAAUGAUUGUGAUCUGCCUGAAUGGUGUAAUGGAAACACACCCAAUUGUCCACCAGAUGUACAUGUGCUGGAUGGGUCCAUGUGCUCUGAAGCUACAUACUGCUACAACAAGCAAUGUAAUAACCGAGACCAACAGUGUAAGCAGAUUUUUGGCAGAGAUGCCAAAAAUGCAAAUGAGCUCUGCUACCAAAAUAUCAACUCGAGAGGUGACCGCAUUGGAAACUGUGGUUUUGAACCAGAUGGGUACAGAAAGUGUAAUAGUACAGAUAUUCUCUGUGGGAGAGUUCAGUGUGAUAAUGUGCACGAACUUCCCAAAUUGGAAGAUCAUUCCAGUUUACAUUGGACUGAAGUCGAUAAUAUGACUUGCUGGGGCACUCACAUCCACUUUGGAGUGGUCAUAGACGAUGUGGGUGAAAUCAAAGAUGGAACUGAGUGUGGUCUAGAACAUAUGUGUCUCAAUAGGAAGUGCAUCCCUAGAUCACUCCAGGCAAGUGACUGCACAGAAGAAUAUUGCAAUAAGCGUGGCAUCUGCAAUAAUAAACAUCACUGUCAUUGCAACUAUGGGUGGGCACCACCCCAGUGUGAAGAAGCUGGCUAUGGAGGUAGUAUUGAUAGUGGCCCAGCUCCCAAAGAAACUUUUCUUAGCAGACUGCUGAAAAACAAACUUUUCCUACUCGCACUAUUUAUAUUACUAAUCCUCUUAAUAAUCUGUCUGGUCAUUCUGAUUCGGAAGUACAGGGCAGGCAAGAAAGGAGGACCACCUCCAAAAAAAGGUGGAAAGAAGAAAUAA